Molecule: messenger RNA, 688 nt
Organism: Truncatella angustata
Lineage: Eukaryota; Fungi; Ascomycota; Sordariomycetes; Amphisphaeriales; Sporocadaceae
Exons: 4
Coding region: 165-575 (136 amino acids)
Source: RefSeq, a predicted model, not a curated record
AUAUAUGAAAAGAGUGAAAGAACCAAAAUACACCCGGGUUUUUCUCGAAGUUCUAGUUUGCUGUCACCAGCACACCCAGUACAUCGAGCUUAUCCGGUCGGGUCUUGGUGCGGAAGCCAAGACAACAAUAGCAAAUUGUUCAACAUAUUCGAACUUCGAAUAAGAUGGACCCAGAUCGUUGGAACUCUCUCACACCCGCGCAACAAGACGCUUUCCUCAAUGGUCCCGCUCUAGCACCACCGGCUGGAGUCAAGUCGAACUUCGUCGACCCCCCAAACCAUAAUGCCACGGUUAUCGGUGUUACUACCAUGUGUGUGGCCCUCGCGGCCGUGAUGGUGCUUUUGCGGGCCUAUUCGAAGUUGUGCGUCUCGAAAAAGGUCAAUAUUGAAGAUGUGCUGGGUCUCAUAGCAUUUGGAACAUACGUUGGGGCAAUCUGGAGUAUCCUCCACGCUGUUCAUCUAGGUGGCUUCUUUGUCCAUCAGUGGGAUGUUACCUUUGGGGUGUUUCAGAACGUACUUUACGUGGGUUUAUUUCUUGAUUCCGGAUUUCUACGCCUUCACCAUGUUAUUUGCUAAAACGGCCAUUAUACUGGAAUGGAUGCGCAUCUUCGUUCCCAAGGGCACGCGUAACUUUUUCUUCUGGACAUGUCUAUCGAUACUGUCCGUCAACGCAGCAUUCUAUGUUGUUG